CCUCUGCCGCUUCCGUGCACGCUGAUAGCAGCAGGCAGCAGGAGCAGCAGCAGUAAAGAUGGAGAGAGACUCUACGGUCCGCAGAAUCAGAGCCCAACAGAAGCAGCAGAAGCAGCCGGACUGUGGCGAGGAGGCGGCCGCGCUGAACGGGCUCCGGAGGCGCAAACACAAACCGGAAGUGAGCGCUGGGCUGCUGGGCGAGAGUUCCGCUGUGCUGCUGCUGCUCGGGUUCGUGUGUUUGCUGUGGCUUCUGGUUCUGCUCUCACUGCAGCAGCUCAUCAUCAGCAGCCCGGGACUCUUCAACGCGCUCCGGGCCAGGAAGCAUUUGGAGCGGAUCACGAGCGUCGGGCCGCGGACCGUCGGAAGUCCAGAGAACGAGAUCACGACGGUGAACUACCUGCUGGAUCAGAUCGAGCAGAUCCGGACUGAGAGCAAGACCGGUCCUCACUCCAUCACCGUGGACGUCCAGCGGCCCACUGGAUCCUUCAGCAUCGACUUUCUGGGUGGCUUCACCAGCUAUUAUGACCGCGUGACCAACAUCGCGGUCAAACUAGAGCCCAAAACUACGGCGCAGCACUUCAUGCUCGCAAACUGCCACUUUGACUCAGUGGCAAACAGUCUGGGAGCCAGCGAUGACGCCGUCAGCUGCUCGGUGAUGUUGGAGGUUUUACAUUCUCUGGCGAAUCUCUCCACGCCGCUCAAACACGGCAUCAUCUUCCUGUUUAACGGAGCCGAGGAGAACAUCCUGCAGGCCAGUCACGGCUUCAUUACCCAGCAUCCCUGGGCUCAGCAGGUGCGAGCGUUUGUGAACCUGGAGGCGGCAGGAGCUCAACACCUGCAGCACAUCUUCACUAUGUGAGUGUGAGUGAAUGAUUGUGUCUCAGGUCCGGAGAACCCGUGGCUGGUCCAGGCGUACGUCCGAGCCGCUGUCCAUCCGUUUGCAUCAGUGGUCGGUCAGGAGGUUUUCCAGAGCGGCGUCAUUCCCUCAGAUACAGACUUCCGCAUCUACAGGGACUUCGGCAAAAUUCCUGGGAUUGAUCUGGCGUUUAUAGAGAACGGGUUCAUCUAUCACACUAAAUAUGACACUCCGGAGCGGAUCCACACCGACUCCAUCCAGAGAGCAGGUGACAACAUCCUGUCUGUGCUCAAACACCUGGUGAUGUCAGAUGAGCUGGCGGACUCGUCAGCGUAUCGUCAUGGUAACAUGGUGUUCUUUGAUCUGUUGGGCGUUACCGUGGUUGCGUAUCCCGCACGCGUCGGCACCAUCAUCAACUACAUGGCUGCCGUCGCCACGGUGAUCUACCUGGGCAAGAAGUGCAUGUUAACUAGCAAUGCGGGCGGCCGCUACAUGCGUGAUCUGGCGUGUGCGGCGUGUGUGGCUGUGUUGAGCUGGUUCGUGGCUCUGCUGACGGUUCUGAUCGUGGCUCUGCUGGUCACGCUCGCGGGACGCUCCAUGUUCUGGUACAGUCACUUCUACGCCGCCGUCUGUCUGUACGGAUCCGCCGCCGUCGGGAAGAUCCUGCUGAUCCACACGCUGGCCAAGAACCUGUACUACGGGGGUGUGAGCGGCGUGGAUCUGUCGGAGCGCUUCUUUGACGUCAGUCUGCUGUUGUGGUGUUGUGCGCUGCUCUUCCUCACUCAGCGCGGCUUGUGUUCGGCGUAUGUGCCCAUGAUGAUGGUCGUCUUCCCUCUCGCCAGCAAACUGCUGCUCACAAAACACUUCAGAGCCAGAGGAGCGUCUCUGCAGUACUCCGUCCUGUACCUGACGGGUCUCGCCGUGCCGUACGUCCACAUCAUGUUCCUCAUCUGGGUGGUGUUUGAGAUCUUCACACCCAUCCUGGGCCGCAGCGGAACCGAGAUCCCGCCAGACAUCGUCCUGGCAUCACUCAUUACCCUGGCAACCGUCAUUCUGUCUUCAUAUUUUAUGCAUUUCAUCUAUCUGACCUGCAGUACGAGGCGGAUCUUGGCUGGUCUGGGAUCAGUGUUUGUGCUGAUGUUUGUUCUGGUCUGCUGUGGUCUGUUCUUCCCGUAUUCUGCUGACCCGUCCAGCCCGCGACCCAAACGCAUCUUUGUCCAGCACAGCACACGCAUGUUGCACGCUCUGGACGGGACGGUGGAGCGCUCUGACUCCGGGUUAUGGAUCAACAGUCUGGACUACAGCGGCAUGCAGCACAUCACGCCUCACAUCCCGCAGAUCAACGACAGCAUCCGCUCGCACUGCUCCGAGCAGCUGCCCUACUGCGGCUUCCCAUGGUUCCUGCCGGUCAAAUCCCUGGUCAAGAAGAACUGGUAUCUUCCUGCUCCUGAAGUCUCUCCUGAAGCUCCGCUGCAGUUCCGGCUCUUAUCCAGACAGGACACUGAAUGGGGAACCGUUAAAAUGAGCUUCGAGGCCAAAGGUCCGAGUCACAUGUCUCUGUAUCUGCGUCCUCACGCCGGCGCGUCUCUGAUGGGCUGGUCAUUCGGUGACGGGACGCCGCGGUUCGACCUGAGUGGAGAGUAUUUCGUCUUCUACUCUCACGGCCUCGACGCUCCGGCCUGGAGCUUCUGGCUUGAGAUCCAGCUGCACGAAUCCUCAGACGUGCCUCCUGACGAGGGGCUGAUCUCUCUGGCCGUCUCGUCUCAUUACUUCUUCGGUCCGGACCGGCGCUCGGAGCAGCUGGAGUCUUUGCUGAAGAGAUUCCCGGCCUGGGCCUUUCCAUCGUCCUGGGUCAGCACCUAUCACAUGUACAGAUACUGAGGGACACGAGCGGACCCCCAUCACUCACUCACUCACUCACACACACACUCACAUGCUCACACACGCUCACACACACACACUCACACUCACACACACACACACACACACACACACACUCACACCCAUAAACUCCACACCGGCUCCAUCAUUCACAACAACCAACUGACAGUGUUUCGUUUAUUUUAUUUUAUUCUAGUU
Molecule: messenger RNA, 2935 nt
Organism: Sinocyclocheilus anshuiensis
Lineage: Eukaryota; Metazoa; Chordata; Actinopteri; Cypriniformes; Cyprinidae
Gene: ermp1
Product: endoplasmic reticulum metallopeptidase 1
Exons: 15
Biological process (GO): proteolysis
Molecular function (GO): metalloexopeptidase activity
Source: RefSeq, a predicted model, not a curated record